This is a messenger RNA of Gymnodraco acuticeps, 3050 nucleotides long. Its product is annotated as histone acetyltransferase KAT6B-like. The transcript has 5 exons. Bases 164 to 1879 code for a protein of 571 amino acids. Gene Ontology annotation, molecular function: protein binding. The record is from RefSeq and is a predicted model, not a curated record. Lineage: Eukaryota; Metazoa; Chordata; Actinopteri; Perciformes; Bathydraconidae.
UGGAGACAAACUGGUCGAACCAGAAACACGUUCAGCUGAAUGAAAGAAUGUCGACUGUCCUUUUCAACACAGAGAGACGCAGGAUACAGCCACAACACUCAUACUGAGGAUACACACAUGUGGAUUAGUUUUUAAUCAUCUUGGUGUGUUUUCAAAGGAAGAAAUGUCCAGAAACGUGGAGGCUAAAGCAGCUGUGCUCUCUGAAGUCUCCAACAAUACAACCAAACGAAUGAGUCAUGUUGAGGAACCUACACAGGAAAGGGAGCAGAAAGUGCCGGAAAUAUCUCUCCAAAAGGACGAUGUGACUGAUGAUGGUGAACAAGAAGACCAGAAAGACAAAAACACGAGGAUGAAAGACCUGCGUCAAACAAGUCAGAGAGAUAUAAGAUCCAUAAGCCCACUGAGUUUCAUCAAGGAGGACUUGAGCCAGUUUAAGGAAGAAGUGUUGAAGGUGUUCAGGGACAAGGACACAAACCCAUUAAGUCAGGCAGAAAAGGAACCUGCCAUUAGUACGCUCAACCUCCUGAAAGAGGACUUGAGCCAGUUUAAAGAAGAUGUGACCAGCGUCUUCAGUUUGUCGAAAGAGACCAAGUCCACAGAUACUAAAACAAGACAGUCAGCAGAGAAGACCAUCAACCGUCUGAGCUUUCUUCAUUUUAAAGACGACAUUUCUAGCAUCUUCAGAAUGGGUCCUUCAAAGGAGAGGGGCAACAAGGCCAAGGAAGAUUCAUCCAACACCUUUACAAUAACAGCAGAAAGCCUUUUCAGAAGAGACCAAAAUACUUGGGUCCUAAAAGCAGAGAACUCUGAGGAAGUUAAAAAGGUAUUCUCAGAGAAGGAGGAGAAACAAAUGGAUGCUGGCUUUAGGGGAAACCUCUCAGAGUCCAUAGAAGAGACAGUCAGAGGAGAGAACAUCUCAGAAAACAUGAAGGACAGGAUGUACGAAGUGGAGGACAGGGAAGGGGGUAUAACUUCCUCUGAUGACAAAAGUAUUUCUGAAACACUUCAAACUGAGGAGACGGUUCCUACACCACAGGCAGAAAGUUACAAAAAUGACAACUCAACUACAGUGUCAUCAGAAGACGAGAGGAUAAAGGUGAACAAAGUAAAAGAGGAAGAAGAAGAAGAACAACAACAACAACGAGGAGGAGGAAGAGGAAGAGGAGGAGGAGGAGGAGGACAAGAAGAAGAACACAAACCAUCAGAGACUCUUUCCUGGGAGCCUCUGUCUUCUGAGACCAGUAUCAUUAAUCUGAGAGACCCCAACACAGCCCACAGGAGCGGUCAGCCGGGAGGAGACUUGUGGUCACUGAAAAACUUUGCCUGUUAUUUGACCUUUGACCCCAACACUGCCAACUCAGAGCUCCGUCUGACCGAAGGCAACAGGAAGGUGACCCGGGUGUGGUCGGACCACCGGCCCACGGAGCACCCGGACCGGUUUGAGCGCUGCCCCCAGGUCCUGUGCAGGGAGGGGCUUCUGGACUCGGUGUACUGGGAGGUGGUGUGGAGCGGCGGAGCAGACAUUGGCGUCUCCUACAACAGCAUCUCCAGAGACGGAGACACCCGCAGCAGUCUGCUGGGACACAGCGAGCGCUCCUGGAGUCUGGAGUGUUCAGAGGGAAGCUACACGCCGUGCCACCAGAACGACAGGUUCAGGCCCUCCUCGCCACAACCCUUCAGCCACAGAGUCGGGGUUUACCUAAACUGGUCUGUAGGCUCACUGUCAUUUUACUGCAUCUCUCAGGACACCAUGGUCCACCUCCAUACCUUCACUUCCACCUUCACUGAGCCUCUGUACCCAGCUUUCUGGGUGUGGGCCUACGGGGGGUCGGUGUCACUGUGUCAGGUGGAGUUAGACUGGGAGCGACUGCUGCAGUGAACAAGGGGGAUCACAAUGGAUCUAUCCUUAAGCACCAGCAUCAAGCUGAUUGGUUGAUUAUGCUCCUUACACACACAAAAGCUGUUAGUAUUUAUGCAUCAACACCUAGGCCCGUUUAUCCGCAUUAAGCGUGGAGACAUAUGUUCCAACUUUAAGGUCUGAACACAUCAAUCAAACAUGUAUAAACAAGUAUGUGUGAGAACGACCGGCAUCAACUGAGACUAUGAAACACAAUAUGAUUUUAAUGUAUCUGUCAACACCGACUGACUUAGACCAGAAGAGACCCGGUCCGACUUGUUGGAAGAAACAUUAAUCAGCCUUUAUAUUUGCUCUUCUGCUGUUAUGUGUGUGCAUUUCUGUUGUGGUGAUUGUGUGUGUAUUGUGUGUGUGAUGUGUGUUGUCUGUAUGUCGGACCUGUAGCUGGGUCUCCUGACUGCCUCGGGCCUCCUGCAGCUCUUCCUCCAGCUGCUCCAGACGAGCAACACGAAUCUACAACAUACACACCAUGCACUGUUCAGACAUGUCUGUGCUGCAUACCAUCGACACCGAUUCAUCAAACUCAUUUAAUAAAAUGAAUCCAAAUGAAUUAAGAUUCUGUUGCAUUGUUCAUAAAAUGAUUGAAUGACAUGAUCUGCUGUAGCAGAAGGAGCAUAAACAGCAGGCUGUUUCUCACCUGCGUCCUCUGGACCACUUCAUCACUGGUGCCGAAAUGCUCCUCCAUCACAGACUGAACCUGCUGAGCUUCAAACUCCAGCUGCUGCCGGAUCAGAUCCAUCUGCAGAGAAAACUGAAACAACACACACAUCUGAUUUACUCACUGUGAGCCAAAGAAAACCAGAAUUGUUGAUGUUUACUGUAAUCUGAUCUUUUAUUUUGACAAAUGCAGUACAGAAGGUGACUUCCUGUGUAGAGCCACAACAGUCAGUUGACUUAUUAAUCAUGUAAGUAACUUAUUGAACUUAACAUCAACUCCUUGGCCCCAUUUGGAAAACAUAUCAUAACUUUUACUCAAGUAAAUUUUAAUUUUAAAGUUAUAGUAAAAGGUUUCAAAUUUCAAAUGUACUUUUGACUACCAAAAUAAAAAGAUGUAUGCAGAAUGGCCAAUUUCAUAAAACAUUUAAAAAAUAUAUGAUUGUAUUGUGAUUCAUGCAUUUAUGUUCAUGCUGGUAAA